Messenger RNA from Juglans microcarpa x Juglans regia, 1055 nucleotides. RefSeq lists its product as uncharacterized. Bases 62 to 796 code for a protein of 244 amino acids. Gene Ontology annotation, cellular component: SCF ubiquitin ligase complex. The record is from RefSeq and is a predicted model, not a curated record. The transcript has 4 exons. Gene Ontology annotation, molecular function: protein binding. Lineage: Eukaryota; Viridiplantae; Streptophyta; Magnoliopsida; Fagales; Juglandaceae. Gene Ontology annotation, biological process: protein polyubiquitination; SCF-dependent proteasomal ubiquitin-dependent protein catabolic process.
CUCAUUUCUCGUUUCUUAUUUCAUUCUCGAAUUUCCAUUUCCGAGCUUCGGAAGGGAAACCAUGAGCAUGAAGCCAUCGCAGGGUAUCCAGAGCUCGCUCCCGGACGAUAUUGUCCUCAAAAUCGUUUCAUUACUUCAGGUACAGGAUGUUUGUGCAUUGGGUAGUUGCUGUCGGUUCUGGAGGGAGUCGUGCGAGUCUGACUGCAUAUGGGAGUUUCUCGCAAGGGAAAGAUGGCCUUCUCUCAGCCUCUUCAAUCAGUCCAGAACUCUCAGUCCCACCCAAGCCCCAAUCUCCAAGGGAUGGAGAUGCUUUUACAUAAAGAGGCACAAAGAGAUCGCAGGAAUGGUUGCUGUGGUAACCGAGUCCAUGGAAAAGAACUUGCUGACUGGAUCACUUGAGGUUGGAGACUAUCUGAAAGCAGUUGGGGACUUGUGCACCAUGCAUCUUGGAUUUAAGGAUGUACAAAUGCUCUUGUUCAAACUGCAGCAUAAUGUGCUGAUUAACUUGGUUGGCUUGCAUUACUGCAUGUAUUGGCUGGGCGUGCCGGGCGAGAAAGUUGUUGAAGCACUUCAAAGUUGCAAGAUUUCAAAGCGUGGAGUGUGCAUCAAAUGGUGGAAGCUUGGGCGAUUGUUUUAUGGCUUUCGCAUGCGGGAUGAGUCUCAUUCACGUCGGGUCUCUCUGGAAGAUUUUGCGUUGGCCAAAGAACAGGAGGCUCUUGUAGUGCUUCAGCGAGGAGCCAUUUAUGAGGUUUUACGCGUUCAAAUCUCUGCUGCUGAUCCCCCAUUCACUCCUUAAUCUUGCCAAAGCACACAGAGACAGGAAUAAGCAAUGCAGAAAAUUUGUUGUAUAUAACAUUUAUAUCUUGUAAUUCUCGUUAUAAUGAUACUUAUAUAAUUUGAUGUAUGUACAUAUUGAUGCAUUAUCCAUUUAUCAUAGUCAUAAAGUCUGCCUUCCAUGUCCGGAGUGUAUAAAAUGUUCUUUGGAUAAGUGUGAUAUGUACUAUUUACAGGCAAGGCUUGUAUUCAAAUGUUUGAUGAACUCGCCAAUCCUCUGA